ACCUGUGAGAGGCAACAGGGAGGGGCCACAGACUACUUCAAAAGUGAAUCUUUAUUUUGUAAAAGGAGGAACAAUAAGAGAAGGAAUGGACACCAUAUGCAUGUCAGAGUCAAUCUCAAACUGAGAGAGCGAGGAGAAAGACACCUUUUGAUGAUAGCCACUUAGAAACACCAGGAUUCAGGACCGACUGCAUAAUUAGCUACAAAAUCAAAGAGAGCUAAUUAAUGCAAGUAGGCAUCGAAAAACGUACCAUUCUUUGAUCAACAAACGUCUGCUAUGGCGCUUCUACGACUUCUUCUAGCAUUAUUGAUCGUUUUCAGUUCACCAUGCAAGGUUACAGCAUUAGAAGGAGAUAGUGCUGAAGUAGGCCUUGACUAUUCUUCAAAGUCAUCAGAAACUAGUACCUCAACCAAUGAUACCACUGCGACCAUCACUACAUUACCUAUUGUCAUCUGGAAAUGGCACCAUGUAGAAACUCCAUACCUGGUGGCCUUGUGGAUAUUGACCUGCUGGCUCUGUAAAUUAGUUGUUGAACUAAACCACAGUCUCACCAGUGUGAUCCCAGAGAGUGGUCUUCUCAUCAUGCUGGGCUUUAUUUUGGGAGGAAUCGUCUGGGGAGCAGACAAAGCGCAGACAUUCAAACUGAUCCCUGUCAAUUUCUUCUACUACUUGCUGCCUCAGAUUGUCUUGGAUGCCAGUUACUGCAUGCCAAACAAACUAUUCUUCAGCAACCUGGGUGCCAUUCUUGUCCAUGCCGUUAUCGGAACGUGUUGGAAUGCGGGCACGGUGGGCGUUGCUUUAUGGGCUUGCUAUGAAGGGGGUGCAAUGGGGACCUUGAACAUCGGCCCUCUGCAGUUCCUGUUGUUUGGUGCGCUGAUGUCCGCCGUGGAUCCUGUGGCUGUGAUUGCCGUGUUUGAGGAAGUGCAUGUGAAUGAAGUGCUCUACAUCCUAGUGUUUGGAGAGUCAUUGCUCAAUGAUGGCGUCACUGUGGUGCUUUAUAAUGUGUUUGAUGCAUUUGUGUCCCUGGGAGGGCCAAAGAUCAAUGCUGCAGAGAUCAUCAAAGGAAUAGUUUCGUUCUUUGUGGUGGCAUUUGGAGGCUCGCUUAUUGGUGUUGUGUUUGCCAUUCUGAUAUCCAUGCUGACCAGGGUCACCAAGAACGUCCAGGUCAUCGAAGCCGGCUUCAUCAUUGUGCUUGGCUACCUGUCUUACUUGACAGCUGAGAUGCUUUCCCUCUCUGCUAUACUUUCGAUCACUUUUUGUGGUGUCUGCUGUCAGAAGUAUGUCAACGCCAACAUGGAUGAGAGAUCGGUCACAACCUUACGUUAUUCCCUGAAGGUGCUGGCCAACGGCUCAGAGACCAUGAUCUUUGUCUUCCUGGGACUUUCGGCCAUUGAUAAAAACAUCUGGGUUUGGAACACUGGCUUCAUCCUCCUCACAAUUCUCUUCAUCAUUGUAUUCCGGUUCAUGGGUGUUUUCUUCCUUAACUGGGUCUUAAAUCAGUCUCGACUGAUUCCUAUUGAUAUCACUGACCAGAUUGUGAUGAGCUAUGGUGGUCUUCGAGGAGCAGUGGCAUAUGGACUCGCAGCCAUUUUAGAUGAGAAAAAGAUCCCAGAGAAGAAUCUGAUGCUUGGUACAACGCUCAUUGUGGUGUAUUUCACUGUCGUUCUUCAGGGAAUCACCAUGAAACCAUUUGUUCAAUGGCUGAAGGUUAAAAAGGCAACUCAGUCAGAUCUGACACUCAAUGGAAAAAUAAACAAUAGGACUUUUGAGCACAUUCUAACAGCAAUGGAGGACAUCUGUGGCCGAAUGGGAGAUAACUGGUGGACCAGACAUUGGAAACAUUUUGAAGAAAAGUAUGUCUGCUGGCUAUUAAUGAAAAGCGAUGCCAGAAAGCACAAUGACCAAAUCUUUAGUGCCUUCCACAAACUAAAUCUUGAGGAUGCCACAAACUAUGUCACUAAGGGUGAACGCAAAGGUUCGUUAGCUUUCAUUCGUAAUGAUGACAGUGCCUCUGUAGACUUCAAGAAGAAGCUUGCUUUAGAGUAUGCAGACAUCAUACCUGACAUCAUGGCUGACAUGUCAGAAUAUGAUUUUGACAUUGACAAUGUUCCAGUGAUGAAGAACCCGAUUCCAUCUGUAUCCCUGGAUAUCCAUGAGCAAGACAGGAAGAACAUGCCUAAUGACCUCAAUGCCCAUCAUCUACUAGAGCAGCACCUGUACAAGAGCAGAAGAUAUAACCGUCCCACGUACAGCCGCAGUCACUAUAAAGCCUCAGAGAAUCCAGAUGAAAUGCAGGAAAUCUUCCAGAGAACCAUGAGAAGCCGUCUUGAGUCCUUCAAAUCAGCUAAGAUGGGUGUCAACCCUGCUAAGAAACUCUCCAAACAUCCCAAGAAGGAUUCAACACAUAAGCCUAAUGGAAAGCCAGCGGACCCAAACAGAGCCCAUCCAUAUGGAGAUGAAGAUUUUGAGUUUUCCGCAGACAGCGCCUCUAGCAGUGACAUUGCUGGUCAUUUUUCCAGGAGAAGCACAAAUGCACUUGGAGCUGGUGUAGAUAAUCCAGCAUUCAUACCUGAGCUGGACACCUCUGCACCCAUGCGAAACCCACCCUGGCAAACAGAGACUGGGAACAACACGGCUGUGGCACCGUCCCAGAGAGCUCAGGGACGACUGCCCUGGACGCCCACCAACCUGAGACAUCUAGCACCGCUGAGUACCCGCUCCACAGACUCCUUCGCAAUGGCUGAUGCUUCAGUUGAUGAGGAGGCACCUGAGGAAAAGCCCGGAACACAUCAUACUAGAUUGUAAUCUGAUAUAUUUCCAUCCACCAACAUUAACCUGCCAAAAAUGUGAUUAGGUUAAUCCCUUCAUUUUAGGCUGUUAUUAUGUCAUGAGCCCAGAGAUGAGAGAAUCAUAGUGUUGAAUCAUAGUAUUCAUCAUAUAUCUUUAAAUAUAUAUAUAUAUAUAUGUAUAUACACAUGCAGUAGUAACUAAAGCAAGUUACUUCAAGUCAUGCUGCUGUGGUUCUGUUCUCUGAAAUGUUUUAUAUAAAAAACAUGAAGGGAAGAGAAUAAAUAUGGAUUUAGAUGAGAAAUUGUCAUUGAAGUACUUAUGUUUGUGGUUAUGGAAUGUUCUUAAGGGGUUUCUUUAUACAAGCCCACAAUGUUGUGGAAGCUAUUAUGGCACUUUUUCUUAUUGACACCAUGCUAGGAAAUUAGCAAAGCGUUCCUCCAACAUCAAACUCAAAA
This is a messenger RNA of Megalobrama amblycephala (Wuchang bream), 3245 nucleotides long. It is a transcript of the gene slc9a3.2, whose product is annotated as solute carrier family 9 member A3, tandem duplicate 2. Gene Ontology annotation, cellular component: apical plasma membrane; brush border membrane. The coding region runs from base 277 to 2805 and encodes 842 amino acids. Gene Ontology annotation, biological process: regulation of pH; sodium ion transport; proton transmembrane transport. The transcript has 16 exons. Gene Ontology annotation, molecular function: sodium:proton antiporter activity. The record is from RefSeq and is a predicted model, not a curated record. Lineage: Eukaryota; Metazoa; Chordata; Actinopteri; Cypriniformes; Xenocyprididae.